This is a messenger RNA of Hypanus sabinus (Atlantic stingray), 3720 nucleotides long. RefSeq names its product hemicentin-1-like. NCBI's taxonomy places the organism in Eukaryota, Metazoa, Chordata, Chondrichthyes, Myliobatiformes, Dasyatidae. Bases 732 to 1628 code for a protein of 298 amino acids. The transcript is spliced from 7 exons. Gene Ontology annotation, biological process: immune response; cell surface receptor signaling pathway; negative regulation of T cell proliferation. The record is from RefSeq and is a predicted model, not a curated record. Gene Ontology annotation, cellular component: external side of plasma membrane.
AAGGCCCAAUUGUCCAGCAACAUGAAGCCCUCCCUCCUGCACCAACUCCUUAGCCACGUAUUUAGCUGCACAAUCUUCCUAUUUCUGGCCUCUCAAACAAGUUUCCUUGCCAGUACAGAUCAUCGGUGCAAUCCAAAACAACGCUCAGAAUGUGGAAAUGAUGAUUUUGUGAUCGUUAUGAAUUCAAAUAUUUGCGAUGUCAGUCCACAAUAUUAAUUGACGUUGACGAAGAAAACUAAAAUAAAAACUGGAAGAUGGACUUUAGACAAUGUCCCUGGAAUGUCACCGGAGCGGUGUAAUAAGGAGCAAGUCCGGCUGGGGACAGUAUACUUCUUACAAGAAAGGGUUGGGUUUGCUGAAAUUACAUUCCCGGGUAUUUCCCGCAUUAGUUUCGGUUUUCGCAGCACACCAUUGACCUCCAUUUCGUAAGACACUUUUCCGAGUGAGCUGCUGGUGAAGAGGCCGCGGGUUACCUGCAAGUUUAACAGCCGUUCAACUUUAAAAAGUUGCAUGUCAGGCAUAAAUCUUCGAUACAGUAGUUAUUUUUGGAAUUGAAACUCGGUAUCGCCACCAUCGUCCUCGCCAUUCAGAUUGAAACAGAAAGCAAGGAAGUUGAAAGUCCAGGAAACAGAAGUCCCCAGACCGCCGAAUCGAUACGAAUUUCGCAGGCUGUCGGGGGGACAGCGUGAGGCGCGUUGGUAAACUCGGCUCCGCGGUUCCUCCACAGGCAGAUGAAGGGAAUACUGGAAAUGGAUUUAAACCUACAGAUAUAUUUUUACUUGGUGCUGUGUGCAAACGUUUACUCUGCACAGGAGUUCGUGACUUUGAAGUGCGAGGAGACGGUGACGGGAAUAUUGAACGAGGACACGAUAUUGCCAUGCAACCUGACAACAUCAAAGCCAAGUAAACUCCUGGACAUUGAAUUGAGAAAAGAUGGAGAUGAUACUCUAGUUUUUAAGUUUGAUGGAAGUCAUAAUCCCAGGAAAGCUCAGGAUCGAAUUAAAUUACUUUCUCCGGAUCAACAAAAUGUAUCGCUGGUACUUCAAAAAACACAACUUUCAGAUAGUGGGAAAUAUAAUUAUUAUUUGGAAACAAAUCUGGGAUAUAAGGACGUUAACAUCGUUUUAGUGGUUAAAGCUCCCUACAGUUUGCCAAAACUGGCCUUAGUUAAUUUGGCAGAAAUGACCAAGGUGGUCACUUGUGAAACAACUGGAUAUCCUUCCGCUCAGAUUCAUUGGACCGUUAAUGGGAAAAACCUCACACUCAGCUCAGAAACCAAAAGAAAAGAAACUGCUCAAGGACUGAUCUCUAUGACCAGCACACUUCCAAUUAUAACGUCAGAAACUGACCAGGAGCAUAACUACACUUGUGCUGUGUGGAAUGAGGCAGAGCAUAAAUAUGAAGCCAGGAACAAUAUCUCAAUUUCAAAUGUGAAUCCAUUAAUUAAUAAUGAACAUAUUGAAGAAAAAAAGAGCAAAUCCCUCACAGCAGUAGGUAUUGUUGUUGGAGGUCUUGCAGCUGGAAUAUUCCUCCUGGGUCUUUUGAAACUCUGGAGAAGGCGCCAACCAGUUCGACAGUUCGUUGAAGAAGCAGGAAAUCAAAUGCUUAAAAAAUUUACUCAGGUUUGAAGACUGCCCCGCUAACUUCGAACUUACAUCGAGGAAUCAUCAUUUGUGAUAUGAUGUCUGAUCUGUCUGAUGUUCUGUUGUGCAACUGUGAAACUUCAACAUCCUUCACAAAGAACUAUGACAUUCCUCUGUAAUAAUUUUUGCUUUCAAGUUGUGCUUUUAAUAAUCUCAGUUCUUGGGUAAAAUAAGAACACAGUUUUAACUCGGGCACUUUGUUGAACUCUUCACCAUUGCUUUUAUCUGAAGUUAAUGGCUUCACAUAUUGAUUAUUAGUGCUUUGAUAAAUCUCAUCAGUGAGAUCAGUCUUGAGUGUCAAGGAGCGACACUGUUUUACACCUGAAAUACUAAGUCUGUACAAAAUCACUAUAAGGCAAUGAAAAGAGCAAAAGCUCUUAAGCUUAGUUGCACUUUGAAAGUUUGCUUCCUGUUGAAUGAAUCCAUUAUGCCAUUCUUCCACUGAGCUGUACUUCUCAGGAACUAAAACAGUGAAAUGUGAUAUGUAGUCAGCUUCAGUCGAAAAUAGAAGCAGAAGGAGCAUUAUGUAAGUAGAAUACUACACAUAUUUGCCAUUUGUAAUGUAUGUAUGGAGAAGGAAAACUGCUUUUAAACCUCCGCUGUCUGGUGGCCAUACUUACUCAUGGGAAAGUCUUCGCGAGUAAACCCCGAGGAAGAAAUCCAGAGCCCGGGUCCCUUAGGCAGUUUGAUGAUGUUUGCAGCUUCACUCUGGCAACUCUGCGAUGACACUGGUGCCAAGUUGUAUCGGCACUUGCCCUUCCCUUGGGUUACAUCAGUGACAUGGAGAGGGGGAACCCACUGCAUGGGCAACAGCCGGUUCUUCAAAUCUUCCGGCCCAGGCUUGCACCCUGGAAAGGACACAACCCACCAGAGGUGCAAACCCAUGAUCUCCUGAGAUCAACGGUUGUCUAUUAUUAUAACAUAUCAAUUGUGCAAGUUAUAGUUUUUUGCACUUUGUCUUUUUAUUCAAAUGCAGUGAACCCAUGUGCAAUAUUAUAGAUUAUAAUUUGAUCAGUCGUCUUUUCUAUGUUUUUAAGGAUUAGAAUAUCUAAAUUUACUUUGAAAAUUUCUGCUUAUUUUAUAAGUAUUUCUACUUUAAUUUGUUUUAUGUACAUAGCCCAGUUACAAAGCUGAUUUGAUAUUUUUAGAUGUAUUUUAUACGAAUUAUUUUGUAAAAUUUACAUUGUUCUUCUUUUCUUCCUAAAAGUAUUUAGAUACAUUAACCAUUUCUAAUGUCUUACUAUCCUACACUAUCGCUUAUGUGAGCCAUGCCAAUGAAUGUGAGCUGGCUGUAACAAUGUAAGGUUUUAAAAUCGAACCGUAAUAUUUGGUGACAGCAACUUUAAAGUACAUCAGUCCUCUAGCGGAUCCUCAUAAAAAUACUAUUCAGUUCAAGUGAGUAAUUAAAACAAAAUGAAAAUUAAGUGUCAUUUGCUUUAUUUUUAUUGUCAGAAGAGUGAAAACCAUAGAACCAUAGAACAUUACCGCACAGAAACAGGCCUUUUGGCCCUUCUUGGCUGUGCCGAACCAUUUUUCUGCCUAGUCUCACUGACCUGCACCUGGGUAAUAUCCCUUCAAACCCCUCUCAUCCAUAUACCUGUCCAAGUUUUUCUUAAAUGUCAAAAGUGAGCCCGUAUUCACUACUUCAUCUGGCAGCUCAUUCCACACUCCCAUUACUCUCUGCGUGAAGAAACCCCCCCAAUGUUCCCUUUAAACUUUUCCCCCUUCACCCUUAACCCAUAGCCUCUGGAUUUUUUUUCUCCCCUGGCCUCAGUGGAAAAAGCCUGCUUGCAUUCACUCUAUCUAUACCCAUCAUAAUUUUACACACCUCUAUCAAAUCUCCCCUCAUUCUCCUAUGCUCCAGGGAAUAAAGUCCUAACCUAUUCAACUUUUCUCUGUAACUCUGUUUCUCAAGACCCGGCAACAUCCUUGUAAACCUUCUCUGCACUCUUUCAACCUUAUUAAUAUCUUCCUGUAAUUAGGUGACCAAAAGCUGUGGGAUUUUAAAAAAUUGUUUUGUAAAGUGAUUAGCAAUGUUACUGACCUAAUUUGGGAAAUAAAUUUAACCUUUGACUUC